Molecule: messenger RNA, 1449 nt
Organism: Macrobrachium nipponense
Lineage: Eukaryota; Metazoa; Arthropoda; Malacostraca; Decapoda; Palaemonidae
Exons: 4
Coding region: 1-1269 (422 amino acids)
Source: RefSeq, a predicted model, not a curated record
AUGCCAUUGCUGUCAUCAACCACAGUUAUUGGUGGUGGGCCUCACCUUUUGACUAAAAAGUCCACCUGCAAGAAGUCAUUCCUGGUGUUAGCUGGAGCAGCCUUCUUGAUUUCCUUGGCUGAUGCAGGAGGGUUUGGUGGGGGCCGAGGAGGUGGGGGAGGAGGAGGAGGAGGAGGAGGAGGAGGAGGAGGAGGAGGAGGAGGAGGAGGAGGAGGAGGCAGUUUUGGGCAUGGAGGUGGAGGCUACGGUCAAGGAGGCAAUGCUGGUGGUAAUGGGGGUGGUGCAGGAGGUGGAAGCUAUGCCCAAGGAGGUGGAGCAGGAUCAGGAGUAGGGGGCGGUUAUAGCCAAGGUAAUGGAGCAGGAGUAGGAGGAGUAGGGGGUUAUGGACAAAACAGUGGAGCUGGAUCAGGAGGAGCAGGAAGUUAUGGUCAAGGUGGUGGAGCAGGCACUGGAGGUCAAGUUGGGGGAACGUCCAGCCAGUUCUUUAAUCUUGAAGGACCUACAGGAGGCGCUGGAAGUGGUAAUGGAGGUAAUGGUUAUAGUGGUAACCAGGGAAGCGGUGGACUUGGAAGUGGCCAAGGAGGCUAUGGUGGUAACCAGGGUGGCAGUGGAUUUGGAGGUGGCCAAGGAAGCUUUGGGGGAAAUCAGGGUGGAAGUGGAUUUGGAGGUGGCCAAGGAAGCUAUGGUGGUAACCAGGGUGGAAGCGGACUUGGAAGUGGCCAAGGAGGCUAUGGGGGAAACCAGGGUGGCAGUGGAUUUGGAGGUGGCCAAGGAAGCUAUGGGGGAAACCAGGGUGGUAGUGGAUUAGGAGGUGGCCAAGGAAGCUAUGGUGGUAACCAGGGUGGAAGUGGGUUUGGAGGUGGCCAAGGAAGCUUUGGGGGAAAUAAGGGUGGAAGUGGAUUUGGAGGUGGCCAAGGAAGCUAUGGUGGUAACCAGGGUGGAAGUGGAUUAGGAGGUGGCCAAGGAAGCUAUGGUGGUAACCAGGGUGGUAGUGGAUUUGGAGGUGGUCAAGGAAGCUAUAGUGGUAAUCUUGGCAACAGUGGAUUUGGGAGUGGCUUUGGAGGCAGCCAAGGGAGCAGUGGUUACAGCAAUGGACAGAUAGGAGGUGGAACUGGAGGAGGCUACAGUGGUAACCAGGGCGGCAGUGGUUAUGGCAGUGGCCAGGGCAACAACGGAUUUGGAGGUGGCUUCGGAGGCAACAAAGGCAGUGGAGGCUCCGGUAAUGGAGGAAGUGGCUACGGAGGUGGCCAAGGAAAUGGAAGUUAUUAAUGUAUUAUGAUGUUUCUGAUAAGGUAUGCAAAUGCCAAUUAAAGAAGCUCUUUGACUGGUAAAUGUGAAGUAGAUUCAUUUUGGAGACUUUGGUUAGAUUUUGGACCUUAAAUCUUUCAUAAGCAACAGUUAUUUAUUAUAAUUCAAGGUUCUAAUUAAUACUGUAUGAAACUAUAACAA